AUGAACGAACAGCAGAAAAUUGUCCGACUGAUCGACUAUACCAGCCUGAGCGGGACAGAGAGUGAUGCCCGGAUACGCAAACUGGCCGCAGAGGCUCACAGUCCGCUGGGAACCGUAGCGGCUGUCUGCGUCUAUCCCCGCUAUAUCGCCCUGGUCAAGGAUGCCUUUGUGCAUGCCCGGCAGCCGGUACUGCCGGUGGCUACUGUAGUGAACUUUCCCGGCGGCGCGCUGCCCCUGGAUGAGGUGAUCGCCGAAAUCCACUACGCACUGCAACAGGGUGCUGAUGAGAUCGACCUGGUCAUCCCCCAUUCCCGGCACAGUAUCUACUUUGACUACGAACAGAAGCUGGACUUUGUCCGCGCCUGCCGCAAUGAAAGCCACGGUAAAGUUCUGAAACUGAUUAUUGAGAGCGGACAGCUGAGCCCGGAUGAGAUCCAGCGUACUUGCGAAAUUGGCCUGGCCGCCGGGGCAGACUUCCUGAAAACCUCUACCGGUAAGACGAGUCCCGGUGCGACUCCCGAAGCCGCCGGGCUGAUGCUGCACUGUAUUAAAGACAGUGGUAAACCGUGCGGCUUCAAGGCUUCCGGUGGUAUCCGCAAGCAGUCCGAGGCACGGACCUACAUUGCACUGGCCGAAAGCAUUCUGGGGCCGGACUUUGUGCAACCCCGGAGUUUCCGUCUGGGAGCCAGUACGCUACUCCAGGAUAUGCUAUCAUGA
Molecule: messenger RNA, 717 nt
Organism: Saccostrea echinata
Lineage: Eukaryota; Metazoa; Mollusca; Bivalvia; Ostreida; Ostreidae
Product: deoxyribose-phosphate aldolase-like
Exons: 1
Coding region: 1-717 (238 amino acids)
Biological process (GO): carbohydrate catabolic process; deoxyribonucleotide catabolic process
Cellular component (GO): cytoplasm
Molecular function (GO): deoxyribose-phosphate aldolase activity
Source: RefSeq, a predicted model, not a curated record